Silurus meridionalis is the source of this 4762-nucleotide messenger RNA. Its product is annotated as segment polarity protein dishevelled homolog DVL-3. The transcript is spliced from 15 exons. Lineage: Eukaryota; Metazoa; Chordata; Actinopteri; Siluriformes; Siluridae. Gene Ontology annotation, molecular function: frizzled binding. The coding region runs from base 597 to 2672 and encodes 691 amino acids. Gene Ontology annotation, biological process: canonical Wnt signaling pathway; intracellular signal transduction. The record is from RefSeq and is a predicted model, not a curated record. Gene Ontology annotation, cellular component: cytosol.
UUGUUGAACACUGUGCAAUCUGGCAACCCGACAGCUGUUCCAUAGGGACAGAGGGAACGCGGUCUUGUUCACGCAGAGUCCGUUGUGAAGCGGACCGCUGUUGUUGCUGCUGCUAUCGCUGCUGCUUCUCCGGACAAUACCAAAGCAAAAGAUUAUUACAAUACCAGAUGAUUUAGCAUGUUCGUUUCGUUCGCAGUUUUUAUUAAACAUAUACGUUUUUAUAUCAGUUAGAUAGUAUAAGAAUUCCAGUACAAGUUUACAGGCUAUUAGGAAUUGCUUGUAGUUUAUUACGGUGUAUUGUUAUAUAAAGUAAACCGAUUUAUCAACAAAAACGGCUGACAAUAUCAAACAUUUGUAGGAAUAUUAAAAAAAAUAUUAUUUUACCCUAAAGACUGAAGUUUAUUCCGUGGAUAUUUCAACUGUAAUAUUCUAAAAAAAAAAAAAAACAACAAAAAAGUGUUGCAGCGCAGAAUUCCACCGAAAAGAGCUCAGCGGUUUACCGGACCAGCCUUCACCGGCGUCCCGGCGCCCAGGAGCGGCUUCGGGAGGUACGCGAGUCCCGAUGCUCCCGGCCUUCUCCACCCCAGCGGGCCGCAAUGGGGGAGACGAAAAUUAUCUACCACCUGGACGACCAGGAGACUCCGUACCUGGUCAAAGUGUCAGUCCCGGCCGAAGAAGUCACUCUGGCACACUUUAAACAAGUCCUCAAUAAACCCAACUAUAAAUUUUUCUUCAAGUCAAUGGACGAUGAUUUUGGGGUCGUGAAGGAAGAGAUAUCAGAUGAUAACACCAAGUUGCCAUGUUUCAACGGCCGUGUAGUGUCAUGGUUGGUCUCAGCCGAUGGCUCUCACGGUUCAGAUGGAGGUUCAGUGUGUGCAGAGACUCAGGCUGACCUUCCUCCAGUCGAGAGGACCGGCGUCAUUGGUGACUCCAGACCACCCUCCUUCCAUGCAAAUGCAGCAGGUAGUCAGGACAACCUGGACAAGGAGACAGAGGUCGACGUCGGGACGUCAGUGCGGAGAGACCGAGAGCGGGAGAGAGAAAGAGAGAGACCACGAAGAAAAGACACACAUGAGCAUGGAGGCAGGCUGAAUGGUCACUCUCGGGCCGAACGCAGGCCUGAGAUUGCGGGUUAUGAGACCUCCUCCACUCUCAUGAGCAGCGAGCUGGACACCACCAGCUUCUUCGACUCUGAGGAGGACGACGCGACCAGCCGCUUCAGCAGCUCUACAGGGCAAAGCACCUCAUCACGGCUCAUGAGACGACAUCGCCGGCGCCGGCGGAAAACCAAACCACCGCGGAUGGAGAGGUCAUCCUCCUUCAGCAGUAUAACUGACUCCACCAUGUCUCUGAACAUCAUCACCGUCACAUUAAACAUGGAGAAGUAUAACUUCCUGGGGAUCAGCAUCGUGGGUCAGAGUAAUGAGAGAGGUGAUGGUGGUAUCUACAUCGGCUCCAUCAUGAAAGGUGGAGCUGUUGCAGCUGAUGGACGCAUCGAGCCAGGAGAUAUGCUCCUCCAGGUGAACGAUAUUAACUUUGAGAACAUGAGCAAUGAUGAUGCUGUGAGGGUCUUGAGAGAAAUUGUGCACAAACCAGGCCCUAUCACACUGACUGUGGCUAAAUGUUGGGACCCAAACCCUCGCAGCUGUUUUACCUUGCCUCGCAGUGAGCCAAUCCGCCCGAUCGACCCCGCUGCCUGGGUGUCUCACACUGCUGCGAUGACGGGGGCGUACCCGGUGUAUGGACUGAGUCCUUCCAUGAGUACCAUCACCUCCACCAGCUCAUCCAUCACCAGCUCUAUUCCAGAGACUGAACGCUUUGAGGAAUUUCACUUGUCCAUUCACAGCGAUAUGGCGACUGUCGCUAAAGCAAUGGCAUCUCCAGAAUCGGGACUGGAGGUGCGGGACAGGAUGUGGCUGAAAAUAACCAUUCCAAAUGCCUUUAUAGGUUCGGAUGUGGUGGACUGGCUUUAUCAUCACGUGGAAGGUUUCACAGAUCGCCGUGAAGCGCGGAAGUACGCAAGCAACUUGCUGAAGGCCGGCUACAUUCGCCACACUGUCAAUAAGAUCACCUUCUCCGAGCAGUGCUAUUACAUCUUUGGAGACCUCUGUGGCAAUAUGGCUAAUCUCUCCUUGCACGAUCAUGACGGCUCUAGCGCAUCUGAUCAGGACACUCUUGCCCCCCUGCCCCACCCAGGAGCUGCUCCGUGGCCCUUUGCGUUCCCUUAUCAGUACCCCCUUCCUCAACCUUACAGCCCCCACCCAGUGCAAGAUCAAGCCUACAGCUCUGCAGGAGCAGGAGGAGGAGGAGGAGGAGGAGGCAGCGCUGGAAGCCCACAUAGUGAAGGGAGUCGCAGCAGCGGUUCAAACCGCAGCGCUAAUAAGCCUGGUGGGUUGGAGACAAAGUCGGGCGGCAGUGGUAGCGAGACUGAGAAAAGAGAGAAAGCACCUAGUGAGCGUUCAACAGUCCCACCUAGCGAGCACAGCAUCCACAGUACCCACAGCGCUCUCCCACAAGGUCAGAACUCAUCGUACGGACUUCCUGCGGCUGCCGUCCCGGGUUCUCCACAAGGCCGAGACCUGGCCUCGGUGCCUCCUGAACUCACGGCGUCUCGCCAGUCCUUCCGCAUGGCCAUGGGCAACCCCAGUGAGUUCUUCGUCGACGUCAUGUGAUGCACUUCUGGUGACUAAUAUACACCUGACCUUUCUGCGGAUAGAGAGAUUUCUGGAAAAUGUCCUAGUUACCCUUGCAAGUGGUGAAUCGAAAGGGGUACAGAGUGUUCCAUUGCAUUGUCCCUCCUUUGUCCUGUGGCUUGUACUUUCUUCAGUGAAGAAGACUGGUGUGGAUGGAACUUGUUUUCACUGUGUCCUGGGAAGGAUAGACGGAUAAGCUCGGAGUGGCGUGAAUACGUUCUGUGUGGUGUUUUUUGUUGUUGUUGUUGUUGUUGUUGGGUUUUUUUUUUUUUACAUUCUACAUUUCUGUCUUUUUUUUUUUUGCAGUUUUCUGACUCAAUUCAAUUUUAUUUCAUUUGCAUAGCGCUUUUCACAAAGGACAUCGUCUCAAAGCAGCUUUACUCAGAUACAAAAAAGCGAUAAUAUGGUUAUACAAAGCUGUAAUAAGGUUAUACAAAAGAAUGUGUAAGUUUAUUGCAUAUAAGGUAGUUCCUUAUAAUUGUUUAUCCUUCAUGAACAAGACAGUGGCGACUGACCUUGUCAAGAAACGACUACAAAAGUCAAAGACUACAAAAAAGAGACCAGGGAGAGGGAAGAUGGAGUUAGCACCACUCUCUGUGACUUUUGUUUUUAUUGAAGUGAAAUAAUUUCAUAACAAUUCAAAUCACAAGAGAUCCUAUCACAAGAAUCUAUAGACAACGCUUUUAUAUUCUACUUGUCUCUUUGUACAUUUUCUGUCAGUAAUCAUAUGAAGAGUGGGAAAGAGGGGGGAUUGUUUUCAUUACACUGGGGUCUCUAGGGUGCUAGUGCAUAGAUCCAGCCGAGACUAUGGUUGGGGUUGGGGGGGUGUAAGGUGUUUAAUGUAUUAGAAUAUGUCUGAGUUAACCCAUACUGUAUGUAGAAAAGCCAUGCCCUUGUGUACCAUUGGUACUUGUGUACCAAUUAUUUGUUAAUGCAGUUUUGACUUCGUAGUCCAAAAAUUGGAAACGUCCAUGUAUUAACACAUUAAUCGAUCCAAUGUUUUACUCUUACAACUGUACUGUAAUUUCUGUAAUAUCUGUAUGAGAUUGAUUACACUAUUACACUACACCAUGUUUAUUGGACAGUAAUAAUGAUGGACAAAUAGCAGUAGGAGAUUAUGUAUAUUUUAGAUAUUAUAUGUACAUUGGACCUACACCACAAAGACUGGUGUCCAUAGCAAACGUUUCGACCGAGACUGAGCCAGUGUAUUAGAAUAACCACGUAUUUUAUGGGUUGUUACCUAAAAUGGUAUUCAGACUGCACUUCUACAUUUAUUUGGUUGCCAGAGAGAUCGUUUCGGAUCCAGAAUAAUCCUUUGUUCAUUCUCUCACUCACUUUUUAUCCUGAUUAUGGAAAUAAUUUAAACCUAAAUUCCUGAUUGAAGUAAUUCAAACGUUUAAAGUUUGCUUAUUCAGAAGGAUUUUAUCCACAAAAAAGAAACCACUCGCUGUUAUUGUGUCUAAAUGAAUAUACACAAUUGUUUAUACAACAGAAAAGACAACGGAAAGCACACACACACGUGAUCCUUAUUUAAAAAUGCAGACUACUUUGUGCACUUUGUUUUAUUUAAAAUAUUUGAAUGAAUUUGAAUAAUAAUCUGACUUUAAUUUACCAGAAAUUAUUUGUUACGUUUUGGGUUGUUUUUUUUCCUUAACUGACUGAACCGCACACUGUACAGCAAACUGUCCCCUUCUUUGUCCUUCUCUUUCUUACUCUUCCAUCAACAGUGCAUCCCAUAAAUGUCUUGUUGUUUUAUCGAUAACAUUAGCAUCCUGUAUUUUUACAGUCUAAUGAUUCUUUGUAUUCCUGUAAACUUUUUUUUUUCCCUCCAAAAUACAUUUAUUACAGGUUUUAAUGAUUAGAAACUGAUGCUGUUUAGUAUCAAAUGGUUUAAUUUUAAUAAUCGCUGUACACUGUUUUAUGCCAAAACAAAUUGUUUUUAUUUAUAAACAUAGUUUUAUUGCCUAUAUUGAGUGUUUGGUGAAUUAAUUUUUUUCUGUCCAAAAUGUAGGUACAUAUUGUAAUGUAAUAUAUGGACGAUAUAUAAUAUAUACACACAUUUCCCAGUU